Messenger RNA from Uranotaenia lowii, 5349 nucleotides. RefSeq lists its product as uncharacterized. Gene Ontology annotation, molecular function: nucleic acid binding. The record is from RefSeq and is a predicted model, not a curated record. Bases 1 to 5349 code for a protein of 1782 amino acids. The transcript has a single exon. Gene Ontology annotation, biological process: DNA integration. Lineage: Eukaryota; Metazoa; Arthropoda; Insecta; Diptera; Culicidae.
AUGGAGGAAGCAAAUAAGAAGGAGCGUGCCACACUACGACGUUCAACACUGGUUGCCUCAUUAGGAAGAGCUGACAAGUUCCUGGCCGAGUUCAUCGAGGAGCGGGACAAGCUUGAGGUCGCAGUGCGCUUAGAGGAUUUGGACAACCUGCGGCAACAGUUCGAAACUGUUCAGACGACGCUUGAGGAACUUGAGAGAACCGAAGCAGGUAUGGCACGCAAUCUGAUAUCUCGAUCGUCCUUUGAAAAGCUUUUCUUUAAAAUAAAAGCUGGGUUGCUUUCAAAAAUUCCUAGCACCAACUUACCAAACGCGAAUCUCCCUCUCCACAAUUUCCCUCAGAAUGGUUCUGGUCUUAGGGGUUUGAAGUUGCCGACAAUUUCUUUACCUGAGUUCUCCGGCGAUUACAAGGAUUGGCGUGGUUUCUAUGACACAUUUUUUGCCCUGAUUCACAAUAAUCCCGAUGUCCCUGAUAUCCAAAAAUUCCACUAUCUCAAAGCAGCAGUUAAAGGUGAAGCAUCUCAGUUGAUCGAAUCCAUAGAUAUCAGCGCAGCAGACUACCAGUCUACGUGGGAAGCUUUAGUUGAUCGAUAUUCGAAUGACUACGUGAUGAAGAAGAAGCGGUUACAAGAGCUGUUCGAUGUUCCAAAAAUGAAAGUUGAAACUGCCGAUUCGCUGCAUAGAAUUGUAGACAUUUUUGAAAGACACGUGAAGGCAUUGAAUCAAAUGGGAGAGCCUACUGAACAGUGGAGCACUAUUUUAGAGCAUAUGCUUUGCAAUCGUUUGCACGAUGAAACUUUGAAGGCGUGGGAAGAUUUUGCGUCAAAUUUGACCCAACCGACAUACUCAGGGCUGAUAGAAUUUUUGCAUAGACGAAAUCGUGUAUUGGAAUCAAUAACCGUUAAUCAUUCUCCUCCUUCGCAACGCUCCGCUGUGUGUAAUCAAAUUUCCGCUCCUAUGCGAUAUAACUCCGGGGUUUAUGCAGGCACCAAUUCACUCAAAUGUCAUGCAUGUGAUCAGAGUCAUCCCUUGAUGAAAUGUCCAACCUUUACGAGGAUGUCUCUUGAGGAAAAAUUGAACGUGGUGAAUUCCAAACGUCUAUGUUUCAACUGUUUUCGUCGUACCCAUCAAGUGAGAAACUGUCCCAAUCAUGAAAGUUGUCGAAUAUGUCACGGCCGCCACCACUCAAUGUUACAUCCAGGUUAUGUUAGCGAAACCGGUGAGUCUCGUCCGGCGAGAAACGUCCACUCUGUCAACAUCACGAAUGGCGAAGAAGAAAUUGCUUCAGAGACGUCAUCAUGCUUGCACGUUAAUGUUGCUGGGAAAUGUAUUUUCAUGCCCACUGCGAUUGUAACUAUCGUUGAUUGCUAUGGGAGAGAACAUUUGGCUCGAGCAGUUCUUGACUGUGCAUCUCAAGUCAAUUUGAUAAGCAGUAAGCUGGCCCAAACCCUUUGCCUGCAAAGAAAAUAUGUUAAUUUGAUUGUAAAAGGUGUUGGAGACCAACCUAAAAGAGCCAAACAUAGUGUCGCUACACAAAUACGAUCUCUGAAGGAAGAUUUUCAAAUUGACGUUGACUUUGUAAUUCUUGAAAAGCUAACACCAAAACUACCGUCCCAUGACAUUUCAGUAGAUCGAUGGAACGUUCCCUGCCACAUACAAUUAGCCGACCCACAGUUCUUCAAAAGCAAAGAGAUCGAUAUUUUGAUAAGCAACGAACAUUUCUUUUCAUUAUUCAAAACCACCGAUAGAAUUGUUCUUGGUCCAUCUUUGCCAAUGUUGGUCGACAGCGUAUUCGGUUGGUUAGUGUGUGGAGCAGCGAAUCUGGAAACGGAAUCAAACUUGAAAACAGCAUGUCACGUCGAGGUUAUGUCACUUAUUUCACUGGAGCAAGCAUUGGAAAAAUUUUGGCUGUUAGAGGAGCCGAUUGUUCGAUCGAAUCUCACUGCCCAAGAGAAAACAUGUGAAACGCAUUACACCAAUCAUGUUUCCCGCCAAGCAGAUGGAAGGUAUGUUGUACGAAUGCCACGACAUGAUGAUUUCGACAACAUGAUAGGGGAGUCCCGGACCAAUGCCAUGAAACGAUUUUUUUCUACAGAAAGACGGUUAGAGGCUGAUGAAAAUUUGAAAAUGGCAUAUCAUGAAUUCAUGCGAGAAUAUAUUGCUUUAGGACACAUGCAACAAGUUAAUCCAAACUCUCCUCAAUCAAACAACGUAUUCUACCUCCCACACCACUCAGUUUUCAAAGAAGACAGUACCACAACGAAAACAAGAGUUGUCUUUGACGGUUCAGCAAAAUCUUCAUCCGGUUACUCCCUUAACGACGCUUUGUUAGUGGGUCCUGUGAUACAAGAUGACCUUAUAUCAUUAAUCUUACGAUUUAGAACCUAUCCGUUUGUUAUCGUUGCCGAUAUAGAGAAAAUGUAUCGUCAAGUUCUCAUCCAUCCUGAUGAAACUUCCCUGCAAAGAAUUUUUUGGAGAUUUGAUAAAACUGCACCAUUACAAGAAUUUGAACUGUCGACUGUUACUUAUGGUUUAAGCCCAUCGUCUUUCCUCGCAACACGCACUCUUUUGCAAUUAGCAAAUGAAGAUGGUCAUCGAUACCCUUUGGGAAAAGCUGCCCUGACCAAGGGCUUCUACAUAGAUGAUUGUAUUUAUGGAGCUGAAACAAUAGCUGAGACUUUGCAAACACGAGACGAGCUCAUCCAUCUACUAGAGAAGGGAAAAUUCACUUUGCGAAAAUUUGCUUCAAACGAUUUCAAAAUUUUAGAAGGUUUAUCACCUGAUAAGCUUGGCACUCGUCCCACACAUCAAUUUGAUACGAGUGUGAAAACUUUGGGCAUAGUUUGGAAGCCGGAAAAGGAUAUUCUGUGUUUUGAUUCCCGUUUGAAACCGACUGCAGGAACGGUGACGAAACGUGCAAUUCUUUCUUCGAUUUCUCAGUUGUUCGAUCCGCUAGGACUUGUGGCACCAAUAGUCGUACGAGGCAAAAUGAUAAUGCAGCAAAUUUUUCUACUUUCUUGUGGUUGGGACGAUGAAGUUUCCGAAUCGAUUAAAGAAAAGUGGCAGCAAUAUGUAGAUGAACUUCCCAAACUGCAACAAUUCCAUCUGAACCGAUUAGUUUUACUUCCUGGCUCUGAAAUCCAAUUGCACACCUUCACCGAUGCUUCAGAGAUGGCGUAUGGAUGCUGCAUUUAUGUGAGAUCAACUGAUUCCAAAGGAAAUGUAUCUGUUCAUUUAAUAGCUGCUAAAUCCCGACUAGCUCCACUACGAAGGAUUACACUCCCACGAUUAGAGUUAUGUGCUGCUGAAACAGGUGCACAUCUAUUUACAGCUGUGAAAAGAGCCUUGGCAAUUCAGAUAUCGGAAUCCUUCUUUUGGUCAGACUCCAUGGUAACUCUGCAGUGGCUCAGGGCACCUCCCAACACUUGGAAGACUUUUGUGGCCAACAGAGUUUCAGAGAUCCAAACCGAAACUCAGGGUUCUCGUUGGGACCACGUUCCUGGAAAAACUAACCCGGCUGACCUAGUAUCGAGGGGUCAAAACAUUGAUAAAUUCAUCGAAAGUUCACUGUGGAAAUAUGGUCCUCAUUGGCUCACAUUAUCUAGAGACAAAUGGCCGAUAUCGAGCAUUCCUGAGUAUCCAGAAAACGGAACCGAACGUAGAAAGCAGUUUGUAGUUGCCACUGUUAAUUGUUCUACCUCUUAUACUCCAAUCUUCACCAACUUCAAAAGUCUGAACCGACUCACACGAGUAGUAACUUACUGUUUCCGCUUUUUCCGAAAUACAAAAAAUAAAACUCGCACACAACCAGAUCCCCACGCCUCACAAGACCAACAGCUUCUUCCUGACGAAUUAGCAGCAACACGUCUUCGUCUUUUGCAUCUAGCUCAAUCAGAUGGAUUCCGUGACGAAAUAAAGGAGCUCCAGUCUGGCAGAACCCUAUCGAAACAUUCCAAAAUUCGAAAACUCAGCCCCUUUGUUGAUGAAGAUGGAGUACUUCGCGUGGGAGGGAGAUUGCGCUUAUCAGAUUUGCCAUACCAUUUUAAACACCCCGCACUUUUACCCAACUUUCACCCUUAUACGAUCAUGAUUGCCAAAUUCUAUCACUUCAAACUUAUACAUGGUGGAAUCCGAGUUACUCUGGCUGCAAUGCGUGAAAAAUACUGGCCGAUCAACGGAAGAAGAACGAUUCGUAAUGUGAUGCGAAACUGCUUUAGAUGCGCCCGAGCUAGUCCCGCUCCAGAGAAUCAACAAACUGGCCAACUACCCGCACAUCGAGUGACACCGCAGAGACCCUUUGCAGUGACAGGAGUGGAUUUUGCCGGCCCGGUCUACAUAAAACCUGCACAUAAACGAGCUGCUGCGACUAAGGCGUACAUAUGUAUCUUCGUAUGUUUUGUAACAAAGGCGGUACACAUCGAGCUAGUGAGCAACUUAGCAUCAUCUGGUUUCCUGGCUACAUUUCGUCGAUUUGUUGGCCGUCGUGGCCCACCAGCGCACGUUUAUUCCGAUAAUGGCAGGAACUUCUUAGGAGUCAAAAAUGAACUGGAGGCUAUUCAAAAACUAAACGCGACAGACACAGAAUCAUUUUUUGAUUACUGUGCAACGGAAGGUAUAAACUGGCAUCUCAACCCACCUAAAGCAGCACACUUUGGUGGUCUCUGGGAAGCUGCAGUAAAGGUAUGCAAGAAGCAGAUGUACCGACAGUUAGGUGAUUCCAAACUAAGCUUCGAAGAUCUAACAACCGUUUUGGUGCAAAUCGAGGCCAGUAUGAAUUCCCGCCCAUUAGUCCAAAUGUCCGAGGAUCCUAACGAUUUUGCUUGUUUGACCCCUGGGCAUUUUCUCAUCGGCGACCUUAUGGGAUCUGUUCCAGAAUUUGAUAUUCGUGAUGUUCCGAUCAAUCUUCUUGACCAUAACCAACACCUGCAGCGGAUGUAUCAGAACUUUUGGCACAACUGGAGAACCGAGUAUCUUCAAGAGAUGCAGCGUGAAACGAAAACUUGUGACCCUAACACAAAUUUGCAGCCUGGGCGUCUGGUGGCCAUUGUCGACGAGUUUCAGAUUCCUGUUAAAUGGCCACUUGGAAGAAUCGUUUCCGUACAUCCCGGCGAAGAUGGAUUGAUUCGAGUUGUUACUCUCAAAACAGCCAAGGGUUUUGUGAAGCGUCCUGUGACGAAGGUAUGCUUGCUUCCACAAGAAACCCCUGAAGAAGCUUCCGCACUGAACGCAGACGACGCACCAGGGAAUGAGAAUCCAGCCAACGAAGAAAUCCUGCCAUCCAACGAAGAAAUCCUGCCAUCCAACGAAGAAAAUCCAGCCGACAACGAUGCAGCAGCCAAAGAUGUCCAGUAA